This is a messenger RNA of Myxocyprinus asiaticus (Chinese sucker), 2683 nucleotides long. Its product is annotated as WW domain binding protein 1-like. Bases 11 to 967 code for a protein of 318 amino acids. Lineage: Eukaryota; Metazoa; Chordata; Actinopteri; Cypriniformes; Catostomidae. The transcript is spliced from 4 exons. The record is from RefSeq and is a predicted model, not a curated record.
GAAAACACGAAUGCAGGUACUUCACUGUGAGGGUGUGAACAACAAAAGCUAUGUGUGUGAGACGGGGCACUGCUGUGGAGAGUCCCAGUGCUGUAGCUACUACUAUGAACUCUGGUGGUUCUGGCUGGUGUGGGCCAUCAUCUUCAUCCUGAGCUGCUGCUGUGUGUGUCAUCACCGUCGCACCAAACACAGACUUCAGCAGCAACAGCGACAACAUGAAAUCAACCUCAUUGCCUACAGAGAGGUUCACAACAACUACUCUCUCCCCUUCUACUUCAGAUUCCUACCUAACUAUCUCCUCCCAGAAUAUGAAGAGGUAGUGCAUCGGCCUGCAACUCCCCCUCCCCCUUACAGUGCCUUAAAUGCCAACCCUUCAGCCUGCACCAGCCCCUUAACCACUGACCAGCAGGAUGUGCACUGUCCACCCAGACAAACCACUCCAGUGCCCCCUGUAUCAGACGCACUCUGUUCCAGACCCAGCCUAGAGGAGAUCCAAACCUCGAGGGGUUACCACCUGAAAGACGACAGCAAAGAACAGAUAGAGCCUGCACAGAGUGCUUUGCCCCUGGAACAGAUCCCCAGUGUGGACAAACAGGGCGAGAGCAGGAAGGAGCAGCUCAGGAAUGUGGCGAUGCCUGACGAGAAGGACAGGAUUCUGGGGAGGCACCGCAGAUUUACAGGGGACUCAGGAAUUGAGGUGUGCAUGUGUGGGCGGGGCUUCGAUAGUCGUGAACCUAAAGAAUUUGAGGGGCUUUUGAGUGAGGAGGACCAGGAAGCCUCUGAGGAAUUCUGUGAGGAGUGUGACCUCCGUUCUUAUGGAGUGGAAGAGCAAGGACUUCAAUCUACAGAUAACAGGGUGGAGCAAGGAGCAUCGCCACCACCCCAACCUCACCCUGUUUGUCUCUAUUUGCAUACUAUUAACGAGCAGGAAGGUCCACACCAUAGCAACAUAGAAUCUCAAAGAUGAAUAUAUAACAUGACCGGUACAAAAAAAAGAGUGAGACAGUGAAGUAAAAAGAGGGAGGACGACAGAGAAAGCAAUACAAAGAGAGAGAGGGAAGUUUUACCCGCCACAAUAUUCGAUGGAAAAGCUAGCAUGGACUGAGUAAUCACAAAUACGUCAUAUUCAUGUAAAAAGUAUGUGAUGGUCUUGGAGAAACAGAUCAGAUGCUGUCCGAAGCUUUGUCUAAUGUACAUAGCAUCUUUAAUGCAGUCAAAAUCUCCUCUAUGAGACUAUAUACCUACCACAUGUGGUGCUAGAAGACAAGUCCACAAUCUGCGUCUGCUAAGUCACAUAUGUGGACCAUGUUUUAGGAUUGAUAUUCUUAAUACAAACAGACUAUAAUGUCUCAGGACAGUCGAAAUUCAAUGUAAAUAUAUGUGCCUUUUUAAAACUGACUGUGCUUUUAAGGGCACCUAUCCCUCAUGACUUCGUUUCCCUGAUGUGAUGGGACAAAUCUUUGUUUUGCACGUUCACAUUCUUCUGAAUGAAUCAACAUUAUUCUUUUCAGACAAAGACCAUUGACAUACCUACAGUCUUAAUUCACAUUUAAAUAAGCUGUUUUGUAUUUUCUUUUGUUUUUCUGCUGAAAGCUCUGAUGGAUGAUUCAUAGUGUGUAUUCAGAACAAGACUGAUUUCUCAUGACUUUUCUUGCUUAGAGUAUACUAUAAAGAUUAUGACAUGGGAGAACAUAAAAAAACAGCUAGACUGAUCAACGGCAACAUUUCUAGUAAUGCUAUUUUUGGCAUUAUGCUUGGAGCUUGAAAGUACAUUUAUAACUAACCAUCAGUGCCUGAUUGCACACAAACACUAUAUUCUCUGUAUUUCUUUGAACAAGUAGGGAUAAAAACUUGCCAAAGGGAGGUGUCCUUAUUACCCACACAUUCACUUGUUCUGCAGACAUUGAUGUAAAAUGUUUUAAAGUAAAUGAUAUAAUACAUAAUUCUAUCUGUAAAUAGAGUGAAUUAUUAAGCUUGAUGCUAGAUGACGGCUGUAUAGUGUAUAAAAAACAUGAUUUUUAAGUGCCUCUUUCAAAUCCUAUUUGCACUUUUAGUAUUCAACCACUUUAAAGGGGUCAUGACAUGAGGAAUUAAAUUUUCCUUGGUCUUUUGACAUUUAAGAGGUCAUUGUAGAACUCGAAACAUCCUCCUCACUGUAAAAAGAGCAUUUGUUGAAACCAAGCUGCAAAAAUGGUUCGCUCUCUGCUUACUCCACAUUGUGAUAUCAAACUGGUAGACAUUUGUGUCUGACCGCCUCCACAUCAGUGCCAACUUUAUCUUUAAUCACUUCCGUAGCCCUGCCCAGUAGUGGUGAGCAGUGAGAUGGCAAGGAGAGAGCAGGUCAGUCAAGAGAAGAGAACCAGUCAUUACAGUGGGUGUUUACUGUCAAGUCUUAAAGGAGAAACGGCACCAAAACCAAGUGUUUUUGACAGAGGGUCAGAAUGAGGUUGGAAAAUUAUCAUGUUUUACAAAUAUAUGACUUUUUUCUUUUGUGCAAAAUACUUUACUAAUAGUAUGUCAGCCUUAAGGAACAUGUAAAAAUGACCCCUUUAAAUGUGGAAAUCUGUCUCACGAAGUACAUAGUUUUAUGCAAAACAAAUUCUACACAAAAACUCAGAAGUUUACUAAUUUACUUUGGUAACAAGUCAAGGUGCCUUGAUUUUUUUUUUUUUUUUUUUUUAAA